AUGCCCAGGCCAACCUUUUUCAAAUUCGACGGCCCGUCAGGCGAAAUCAUAGCAGUCUUCGGACAGGUAGCUGCAGACCAAUGGCUGCCGGCCUUCAAGCUCAGCGCCUCGGGCUUCCGUGAGCCUCUGCCCUCGGUCGAGGAUUAUCUAGAGCGGGAGGAGUAUCUCGCCAGUCUCCAAUUCACCAAAGAUUUCAGAAUGAAGACUUGGUGUGUUUAUAAUAUUGAUGACCCGUCCCAAGUCUUUGCCAUGUGCAAGGCGAUGCCCAGGGACUUGCUCAUAGGCGAUGAACAUGGUUUCAGGAGGGAAGGGGGCUACUGCCUGACAUCCGUUGUCACCGAUGAGCAGUAUCGCAACAAGGGUCUCGGGAGAUUCCUCCUUGAACAGGUCUCUGCAUGGAUGGAUGGUCAGGGACAAGGGGCGGUCACUUUCCUCUAUACUUCUUCCCCUUCAUUCUUUGCCAGUAAGGGCUGGCAUGCCCAGCCAACACCGCAGGCGGCCAUCCUACCAUUUCCCUCAACUUCCUUCUACGAGAAGGCUGGGCUGCCUGCAACCCGGAUAUUAAGAGGAGCCGACAUCCCAGAGCUCUGUAAUCGUGACGUGGACCGGUUCAUUAAAGCUGUUGAACAGCAGACUGUACCGAAUGACACCACCCUGGUCACCGUAGUACCAGCAGCAGACAUGAUCGUAUGGAUGCACGCCCGUUGCGAGUUCAUAUCAUACAAGCUCCGAAACGAGGCUCCAGAUUUCAACGGCGCUAUCCACGAAGAGACCGAUACCUGGCUGUACUGGGCUCACGAUUUCACGGGCGACCAACUCGCCGUACAGAGAAUAUCUAGGCCGCAAGAGGGGGAUGUGCCCGUGGAGGUGAUAGCUAGCCUUCUCUUAGAUGCCAGAAACGAGGCUGCGACUUGGGGUCUGUCCCGUGUGUCGAUUUGGAGCCCGCCUCACGAUGUAGCAGCUGCAGGGCAGCUGCUUUCUUCAAAGAUUAGCGAUCGUUUCGUGUACGAGAAGCAGAGAACAGAUGCCAUCCCAAUGGCCAGACUGGGAAUGGGAGACACAUCCAAGGGAAUAUAUUUUGGAUACAACGAGUAUUAUGCUUGGAAUUAG
Messenger RNA from Clonostachys rhizophaga, 1110 nucleotides. The record is from the annotation of a GenBank genome assembly. NCBI's taxonomy places the organism in Eukaryota, Fungi, Ascomycota, Sordariomycetes, Hypocreales, Bionectriaceae.